GAGCCGCUUUUGUUCUCGCGAUAUUUCCCGGUACACGGGAACACGGCGGCCCGGGUGUAUGUGAAAUAUGGCGGCCGGCUGGGACCGUACCACAAGGAAAGGACAUUUUGAUACAAAUAAGAAAGGAAUCUCAGGAUAGAAGAUGGAUUUUUAAAUUGUCUCUUUUCACUACCAGUUUCUGUCAGGGUGGAGUUGAGGAACGGAGCGGUGUGGCGUGACUCUAUGAAGGAGGGGGAAGGUUUUCCUGAAGAUGAGGCGACUGAAUCGGAAGAAAACCUUAAAUUUGGUGAAAGAGUUGGAUGCCUUUCCUAAGGUUCCUCAAAGCUAUGUGGAGACCUCGGCCAGUGGGGGUACAGUUUCUCUAAUAGCAUUUACCACUAUGGCUUUAUUAACAAUAAUGGAAUUCUCAGUAUAUCAAGACACGUGGAUGAAGUAUGAAUAUGAAGUAGACAAGGAUUUUUCUAGUAAAUUGAGAAUCAACAUAGAUAUCACUGUUGCCAUGAAGUGUCAAUAUGUUGGAGCAGAUGUAUUGGAUUUAGCAGAAACAAUGGUUGCAUCUGCAGAUGGUCUAGUAUAUGAACCAGCAAUAUUUGAUCUUUCACCACAGCAAAAAGAGUGGCAGAGGAUGCUGCAGCUGAUUCAAAGUAGGCUUCAAGAAGAACAUUCACUUCAAGAUGUGAUUUUUAAAAGUGCUUUUAAAAGUGCAUCAACAGCACUUCCACCAAGGGAGGAUGAUUCAUCACAGUCUCCAGAUGCGUGCAGAAUUCGUGGUCACCUCUAUGUUAAUAAAGUUGCUGGGAAUUUUCAUAUAACUGUGGGCAAGGCAAUUCCACAUCCUCGAGGCCACGCACAUUUGGCGGCACUUGUCAACCAUGACUCUUACAACUUUUCUCACAGAAUAGAUCAUUUGUCUUUUGGAGAGCUUGUUCCAGGAAUUAUUAAUCCUUUAGAUGGAACUGAAAAAAUUGCUAUGGAUCACAACCAAAUGUUCCAAUAUUUUAUUACAGUUGUGCCAACAAAAUUACAUACAUAUAAAAUUUCAGCAGACACACAUCAGUUUUCUGUGACAGAAAGGGAGCGAAUCAUCAACCAUGCUGCAGGCAGCCAUGGAGUCUCGGGAAUAUUUAUGAAAUACGACCUCAGUUCUCUGAUGGUGACAGUUACUGAGGAACAUAUGCCAUUCUGGCAGUUUUUCGUAAGACUAUGUGGUAUUGUCGGAGGAAUCUUCUCAACAACAGGCAUGUUACAUGGAAUUGGAAAAUUUAUAGUAGAAAUAAUUUGCUGUCGUUUCAGACUUGGAGCCUAUAAACCUGUACAUUCUGUCCCCUUUGAAGAUGGGCACACAGACAACCACUUACCUCUUUUAGAAAAUAAUACACAUUAGUACCUCCUGUGUGGAGAGAAACUUUUUGCCUGAGACACAAAACCUUUUUUAAUAAUAAAAUAUUGUGCAAUAUAUUCAAAGAAAAAUAUGAAUGAGAAACUGAAUAACACACUUAUUUAAAAAAAAAGAAAAAAGGAAAAAAAAAAAACCCAAACUAAAAUCCUGUAAAUGUGUCUGUUACAAAUGCCCUAGAAGAAAUUAUGGAGCUAAUAAUGGAGAGAUAAGCCUGUCUGGAGUGUUGUUCAAAGACAACGCCUGCCACUUCCCCAGCAAAUGGACUGUCAGAGUCAGACCUUCCUGCUUGGUAACAGAAAGCUCAAGGAAGGAGUGGAGACCACAUCUACAGAAAAAGAGCAUUGAUAAGUGCAAAUGUUUGCAUCCUUUUGUUUUUAAAAGACAUGAUGUAAGAAUAAAAUAUGUAAAACAUAUGGUAAACUAGUCUAGACUUUAAAAACCUGUGAUCAGGUCCCAUUGUUAAUAAAGGAAAACAGGGACUAGUCCCUGUGUUCUAGCCAUAUUGAUGUUAAGCCAUAUUGACAAGACCAUUUAUCCAGUACUUGAUCUUAGGAAGGGAAAUGCUUUUCCUUAAACUCAGGUUACUGGCUUUCUAACUGUUCAAGGUAGGCUCUUCUGGGGUGGUGUGUAAGUGUUAUGUGUGUGAGAGUAGUACUUACAGAUUGUGUAGUGAAGACUGGAUAGAAGAAAGCACAUUUCUAAAGCAAGCUGAGUGUCCUCAUCUGUCAUGUUACUGAUACUCUUUGAGGAUCAUGGGAUGAGUAAUGAAAAGACCCCCUUUGAGGGAAAGAAAUCAGUGUGUGAAAUAUUAAGAGGAAAAGUAGAAUAUUUUAUACACGUGAUGAGUGGGAACAGGGUAACUUUACAUGAAAUAAAAGUAUGAGCCAAAUUUUAAAUAUAAAAUAAUGUCAUCUGAGAAGUGCCAUAUUACAGUGUCUGUUAAGCUAUAAAGCUGAAUUAUGAAAGUUGCAUUCAGGAUGUUCUGAAUGUGACUGGUGAAUUAUAUUGUGUUGUUUUAAUUUUAAUAGUGUUUAAGGAUUGUGUUUAAAUUUCCAUAAUAUAAAAGAUUAAAAUAAUUAGCGGAAACUGCCAUUACAAACUGUACUUGGAAUACAUUUGCCAAAAUCAGUUUUCAUUUUGUAAUAUUUAAUGAUAGUAGAAUAAUUAUCAAGCAAUCCCCAAAGUUUAAGUCAUUUAGGGAAGUGAAACAAAAAUCCAGAUUAGACUAAAAGAUUUUAGUCUUUAACAAACAAGACCAAACAACUAGAUUUAAAAUGGCAGUUUUAGAAUCAAGUCUGAUGAUACACACCUGUAAUCCCAGCACCAUAGGAGGCUGAGGCAGGAGGAUCACCAUGAGUUUAAACUCAUCCUGUACAACUUGAUGAGACCUCAUAUCAAAAAGAAAAAGGUUUGAGCCUCGGUUUUAGUCCUCAUUACUGGGAGAAAAAAAUCACAAUUUAAAUGGAAAAUUUCUAUAUAAAAAAAUGUUAAAAAAGAAGAGUGCUGGUGGGAAAUCAGGACAAAGCUGCUUUGCAGUGAAAUUUAUGUAGAAUAGUGUUUUGCAUAAAAUAGAAGCAUCUUUGUUUAAAAUGUCCAUUCUCACUGAGGAUCGUGUGUUAACUGAUUGAUCAAGGUGGCAUAACAUGCCUCAAAGAAGUUAUUAAUUCAGGAAGCUCAAGGUUCUGAGUCUUCUCUAGGUUUUUUUCUUCAGAUAUUAUUUCCAACAAAGUUGGGAUAGAAACUAAUAGAAUCAUCUCUCAAAGGGAGUUUUAAUUAAAAAGUAUUAGUAUUUUAGCUACUUUAGACUGGAUGGUGGGUCUUUUAAAUUCAGAAGUUCAAUUGUUACAGGUUUUUUUAAUG
This is a messenger RNA of Fukomys damarensis (Damara mole-rat), 3259 nucleotides long. RefSeq names its product ERGIC and golgi 2 (gene Ergic2). The record is from RefSeq and is a predicted model, not a curated record. Bases 251 to 1384 code for a protein of 377 amino acids. Gene Ontology annotation, cellular component: endoplasmic reticulum; membrane; COPII-coated ER to Golgi transport vesicle. Lineage: Eukaryota; Metazoa; Chordata; Mammalia; Rodentia; Bathyergidae. Gene Ontology annotation, biological process: endoplasmic reticulum to Golgi vesicle-mediated transport; retrograde vesicle-mediated transport, Golgi to endoplasmic reticulum. The transcript is spliced from 16 exons.